This is a messenger RNA of Actinia tenebrosa (Australian red waratah sea anemone), 2118 nucleotides long. RefSeq lists its product as uncharacterized. The record is from RefSeq and is a predicted model, not a curated record. Lineage: Eukaryota; Metazoa; Cnidaria; Anthozoa; Actiniaria; Actiniidae.
AUGAAGGUAAAAGCCUUAACGAUAUUCUUGGCAUCAUCAUAUCUUUGUUCUUGCUAUAUUAUAAGAGAAGAUGGCCAGAGUGGCUAUGUUCAGAUGGAGAAAGAAAAAGCUGGACUGGAUAAACAGAUAAUGAUAAAAGCAAAGCAAAGAUCUUCAGACGGAUUUCAAGAAGUCUCCUCCGAGGGAAAUAUGAACGAAGAAASAGCAGCAACUAAAAGCUUAAUAAAUGGAUUAAACAUGAAGAAAAUUAAGACAAACUACAUUUUUGCUUCGAGAAAAAAAACUUUCGAAUAUCAAACUAUCAAAUCACAUUUGCAAGAAGAAAAAUGUAAAAGUGAUUCAAUCGCUUUAAAGCAUAUGGAAGUCAGGAAUCAGGCAAGACAGCCAUUCUUUGAAAGACGAAGACAUGGAGAGCGGCAGCGAAGGGAUGCUAAAUCCGUACCCGAUAUCAAGAACUGUACCUCUAAGUUUGUGUCAUGCAAGGACAGAUGUAUGAAUGAACGAGAUGCAGGAGGAACACAAAAACUACGCUGUUCAUGUGACCCGUAUUGUGACUAUUUCAAGGACUGUUGUGCAGACUAUGUUCAAUACUGUCUUCGACAGCGAUCAAGCAACACCACUAAAACAGCCAUGAAAGUACCAGAAGAACAAUGGACAUGCAGGUCUGGUAUCUGGAUGAUUGCUUCAUGUCCACAAAGCUGGUCCAACCAAGAUAUCAACCAGUCAUGUAUCAACAAAAGAUUGACUGCUGAUAAUUACAAAGAUGUUCUUCCAGUAGUUACAGCUGACAACAAAACCUAUGCAAACCGAUUCUGUGCUCAGUGCCAUAGACAAAACUUGGAAAUGAUCACGGGACUCGUAGAAAACAUUGAAUUUGGAUGUUUGUUUGCUCCACCAAGUCAGACAACGAAUCAAGAGAAAAUAAAGUUUAUGUUUGAACACUGCAAAAAAGUUUCGCUUAACUUUAAAAAAGAUAAAUCUAAAAGACUUUGUUUUGAAUCUAUAGCAAAAUGCAACAAUUUUACGUCACCAGAGGAAACGAGAAUCCAAUGUUUGAAGCAGCAAUACGGACUUGUGUAUGAAGCAAAGACAAAAAAAAUGUUCAAAAAUGCUUAUUGUGCUUUAUGCAAUAACGCAGUGCUCUUGAGUUGUGGUCCAUUUCCCAUACGCGAAAAAAAUAAGAAAUUCAUACCAUCCUCAACAGCAACUGCCUUUUCCGUCAUUAUGGACAUCGGAGGAGAAACUUCCAAUCCGCUCAAGCUAUCGGAAACGCUAUCUUGUCCUAGAGGGAAAGUUUACGACGUCUAUCUAGAAACAUGUCGUCAAGGACAAAAACUUGUGCCGUUUGUUUCAAGCUUAAAAAUAUACAGCAUCGCGAUGUGGAUAAAAAUCAAGACAAACCAUAGCGCCAUUCCUGACAUUUUGCACAAGUUUGACUUUUCAAGAUCUUUUUUGUCAAGCUUAGGGCUUAGCUUUACACGAAUAUCUAUGUUCGAGGUAGAAGUGAUUGAUUUGGAUAAUGACCUGAUUAAAGUUGAGUUUCAGAUAGACUUAACAGGUUAUGCAAAUAAUCAGAAUACAACUUCGAAAACCACUACCAGCCUCCUAUUAGAUUCAUCCAGUUCAUUUCAACUGCAAAUUGGUAAUGUCACUUUCAUUGUUAUAAAAGUUGCUACCAAACCCCUAACAUGUGUCCAGACAGACACCUAUCCUACUCAUGAAUAUCAUGUCAUUCCAGGUCAAACAGCAUCCAUUUACAUCAACAAAACGGGUGAAGUGUUGGGUGCUAAGGAAUAUUUCACAAACAAUCUGACAAUAAUCAAGGGAACGCAAGUACCAGUGGGACAAAUCGUUGUAUGYAGACACAUGCCAUCAGCCAAUUGUUCUGGCAUGUACAUCUUUCUACAGAUACACGAGUAUACCAUUUUCCUUAAUCGAUCAGUGUUACACAAGGCUUCAGGUCAUUUGCAUGAACAUGGUACCUAUACGUGGAGAAAUGGAACAAUCAUGAUCUGUACGAACUUUACAGCAACUUAUAAACGAGAAUCACAGUCAAGAACUGCCAAUGACCACAAGGCGUUGACAAUCCUGACUUAUAUUGGGCAGUUUUCAAGAUGA